AUGACUCCUCAACAGCAGCUCCUCUACCAGCAGAAACUAAAGGAGAUGCAGCUGGCUCAGAUGCAACCUCCUCGUAAGCAGGGCUUCUUGGACAUCAUAAAGGAAGGUGCGAUGCACGGCAUUGGCUGGGCUUUCGGACAGCGCCUGGUCGACUCCAUCCUAGGCCCGCGAACAAUGAACAUCGGCGGCUUCAACAACACCGACAACAGCAACAGCGAUGGCCAUGUGGGCAGCGGUAACGAAGGAAACGCGCCGACCUCCGGAUCGUCAGGUUUUAUGAACGAUUCCAACGAUAACUCCCACUUCGAUGAGGAAGGUGGAGACAAUUCGGGUUGGAGUUGGGGCAACGACUGGUUCAACGAUGAUGAUGAGUAA
Messenger RNA from Babesia ovata, 375 nucleotides. RefSeq lists its product as uncharacterized. The record is from RefSeq and is a predicted model, not a curated record. The coding region runs from base 1 to 375 and encodes 124 amino acids. The transcript is spliced from 2 exons. NCBI's taxonomy places the organism in Eukaryota, Apicomplexa, Aconoidasida, Piroplasmida, Babesiidae.